AUGCAAUGGACCAAAGCUGAGAAACGCUGCAGGGUCCCAGAGACGUCCACGGAAAGAGCAAAAGUUAUGAUGCUCCCUCAGGCUUGGGAAAAGGGGCUGCUCGCCACCCUGGAAGAAUCGCGGAGGAGCAGAGCCACCCCUACUCGAGCUUGCCAGCCGCCUGAAACGCGCAGAAGCGAAAGUCCCCACUGCCAGCGCAGCGAGGACGGUCACCCCCUUGCGCAGCGCGGGCUUCUAGAAAGCAGCCCGCGGUUGGCUGUAGCUCCUGUCCAUCAGCCCUCGGGGGCGGGGCCAGCGGGCUCGGCCAUCCGAGGUGUUCGUCAUAGCGGAGCGACGCCUGGGACGCUGUUGGCGGCCGAGGCUCGGCCUGGUGUCAUGGCGGCGGCGGCAGCGGCAGCUCCCAGCCCGCCCCAGCCCGGCGGACACGCUCCGGAGAUCGGCGCCGACCCUGCGGCCUCGGAGGUGGCGAGCAGCGCUCUGCGCUGCCUGGCCGGGCUGGCGGGGCAGCUUAACCUUGAGGAUGAUAUUGUGAAAGUUGUAAUCGAUUGGAGCAAGCUUCAAAGCACAUCAGCGCUUCAGCCAAUGUUGCUCUUCAGUGCGCUUCAGCAGCAUAUUUUAUGUUUGCAGCCUCUUUUAGAAAAACUCCAGUCAUUGAUUAAAGAGGAAAAUAUAGGCCAUGUUGAACCUACAUGUAAAACAGGCAAUCAAACUUGUGAAACAAGUUUAGGUGUUUAUGAUGGUAACUGUCAGACUGAAGAAAAGUAUGCAAGUUAUGAUUUGGGAGAUCUGAAAGAAGCUCAUAUUAAUUAUGAUCCAGAGGUGGUCCAAAUAAAAGCUGGAAAAGCAGAAAUUGACAGGCGGAUAUCAGCCUUCAUCGAGAGGAAACAAGCUGAGAUCAAUGAAAAUAAUGUCAGGGAAUUUUGCAAUGUUAUUGAUUGUAAUCAAGAAAAUAGCUGUGCCAGAACAGAUGCAAUUUUCACACCCUAUCCUGGAUUUAAAAGCCAUAUAAAGGUUUCUAGAGUAGUAAAUACAUAUGGUCCUCAGACUAGAUCUGAAGGAGCGCAUGGGUCCAGUCACAAAGCCAGUGUCCCCAUGCAUGAUUGUGGAAACCAAGCUGUUGAGGAGAGAUUGCAAAACAUUGAAGCACACUUACGGUUACAAACAGGUGGUCCUGUACCAAGAGACAUUUAUCAGAGAAUUAAGAAGCUUGAAGAUAAAAUCCUUGAGCUAGAAGGACUGUCUCCUGAAUAUUUUCAAUCUGUGAGUUGUUCUGGCAAGAGGAGAAAGAUUCACCCUCCUCACCAGAACUAUUCAUUGGCUGAACUUGAUGAAAAGAUCAAUGCCAUAAAACAGGCAUUACUGAGGAAGACAAAAGAGAGCAAGUCCAAGGAGGUUGAGCGGCUUCUUCGAUAAAAAAAAAGUAUUUUCAGAAUCCUCAUCGUGCUUUACACAUGCCUAAACCAUAGACCUGAGUAGUGUUGAUCAGCGAUGACUUUAGCAAUGAAAGCAAAGCAUGCUUAUAACCUCCUUUUGGAUGAUCUUGAAAGCUUUGUUUCGGAAUAGCUCAUUUAAAAACUGUCUUAUCAAUUAGUUACUGUAAAAUGAAGAAUGUUUUAGGAAUAGCAUUCUAAUCCAUUCCCUUCUGUUAUAAAGGAGGAUUGCAGCAUUGUUCAUAUGUGGAAAGUUGUAAUCCACAUAAAAAAGCUACAUUUCACAUGUAAUUCUUGAUGAUUGGGUAUUCAAAAGGGCUAUCUUUUGAAUACUUUCUGUGUAAGUAGUUUGCAUAGACUUGUGAAAUACAACUAAAUACUCAUAAACAAACUUAGGAAAAU
Pezoporus flaviventris is the source of this 1832-nucleotide messenger RNA. RefSeq names its product MAP3K12 binding inhibitory protein 1 (gene MBIP). Gene Ontology annotation, cellular component: cytosol. Bases 1 to 1413 code for a protein of 470 amino acids. The record is from RefSeq and is a predicted model, not a curated record. The transcript is spliced from 10 exons. NCBI's taxonomy places the organism in Eukaryota, Metazoa, Chordata, Aves, Psittaciformes, Psittacidae.